This is a messenger RNA of Bursaphelenchus xylophilus (pine wood nematode), 1734 nucleotides long. The record is from the annotation of a GenBank genome assembly. NCBI's taxonomy places the organism in Eukaryota, Metazoa, Nematoda, Chromadorea, Rhabditida, Aphelenchoididae.
AUGUCCACCGGACAGGGUGGUGUUAAAAAUCGACGAAUUUCGUUGGGUUCUCCCAAGGAUUUGAAGGAAGUCCACUUUUUUGAGGAAGAAGAUGUCCCGGUAGUUCCACCAACCGGAGCUCGAGUCAAGGUAAGGCUUUGUUUCUGAUUUUUUUUUGUUUUUUAGGUAUACCUUGUCGAGUUUAAGGGAGAUGGUUAUUUCUCUCCCGAUAAAGAUUUUAGUGGCUAGAUUAUAGUCUUAUAUUUGUUUCAGGUCUGUUAUGCGGGUGUUUGCUUGACCGAGAAAGAGAUCACAAAUACCAAACAAGCCAGAAUCACCAAUGGAGUCAAGGAUACUAGUCUUUUCCCAGGUGAGAUUUCUUUUAGUCAAGUAAAGAUCCCAAAAACUUGUAAUGCAAUGAAGGACCGUCUAACUGAUCCAUGAAUUCAGGUUACGAGGUCUCCGGAGUUGUCGAAGCUUUCGGCGAGGAGGCCAAACCCGAAGAGUAUGAUCUGAAAGUGGGCGACAAAGUUAUUGUCUGGCCAACUGAUGAAAUGACCAAGCAUGGCUAUGCCGACUAUGUCUCUGUCCCUCAGCUCUCGUUGCUUGUGAAGAUCCCGGAUUCGAUGUCAAUGCACGUGGCUUCGAUCCUCCCAGCUGGAGCCACUUGGGCCCUUUCAGCUGUCGUCCAUGCUCGCCCAAUCGUUGAGGCGUUGGCUGCCUCAAAGGGCUUCUGUAACAUUUUGAUUGUUGGAGCUGGAGGUCUUGGGUUAUGGCUGUUGAAGCUUGCCAAACAUUUUUUGGUCCAGCCGGAUAAGAAGAUCAAAAUCAUGGUGGCCGACGCCAAGGAAGAAAGACUUUGCUUGGCUGAGAGGAAUGGAGCCGACUUUGUGGUUCAUUGGGAUGAUUCUGGUGAGUUAUUUGAGAGGUUUUUGUUUUGGAUUUUAGGCAAGAAGUUGAAUAUGAAGGCCAAGGAUAAUGUUGAUAGGUGUCUUGAUGUUACACUAGAGGCCUAUAACAAUCUUCUUCAAAAUAUGAUGUCUGAUCUCCUUUCAGAGUUCGAAGAGUACCUAAUCAUGCGAACCAAGGAUGUGGCGCGUACUGGAGUCCAGAUCGUCUUCGAUUUCGUCACAUCUCCCCGAACUGUGACCCGUUCUCUCAAGUGCCUAGUGGAAGGAGGAGUCCUCUUUGUCGGAGGUCUCUCUGGUCUCGAUGUCCAACUCCCCAUCAAGAUGGUGGCCCACAAUCGACUUGCCAUCAUGGGAGUGUCCCGCGGUUCCAUCGAUCAGCUCAAAUCCUUGGUCCAUUUGAUUUCGGACGGACAAAUUGAGGCGCCCGACUACAGAAUCUACCCCGUAAAUCAAGCCUCGCAAGUCCUGAGACAGUUGAGUAUGUCCGAAGUGGAGGGACGCGCCAUUCUGGAGGUCUGGGACCCCGACAAGCCUGCGGACGCCGAGAAACCCCAACAGUGAACUUAUUUUUGUCGUUACACAGUAACUUCUUCUUUAUUGUAAUAGGUGCCAUACACCAUCAGUUGGACAUUUUUUUUGGUUGGGUAUGUAUAAUCAAUAGCUUUUCAUGAAUUCGUAAACUUGUUGAUACAAAAUGCAUUUUUUGGCUAUAAAAUUUAUAUUGUAGUAGACGGAGGAUGUGUUAUCCAUAAUAUAUUAUCCAUACCCAACCAUUCCCCCCAUAUUUUUAGGUCUUCCCCCCGAAACUGGGUCCAUCAACGCCCCCAACCCUACUGGUCGUUAA